This is a messenger RNA of Cyprinodon variegatus (sheepshead minnow), 2007 nucleotides long. RefSeq names its product rhomboid domain containing 1 (gene rhbdd1). NCBI's taxonomy places the organism in Eukaryota, Metazoa, Chordata, Actinopteri, Cyprinodontiformes, Cyprinodontidae. The coding region runs from base 241 to 1212 and encodes 323 amino acids. The transcript has 8 exons. Gene Ontology annotation, molecular function: serine-type endopeptidase activity. Gene Ontology annotation, cellular component: membrane. The record is from RefSeq and is a predicted model, not a curated record.
CAUGUACCUAUCUCGGGUCUUUGCUAGUAAGUGCUAGAAAGUAAUGAUGAAACCCAGAGAAAUAAGUUUUGCCGACGUGUGUUUGAGGGGUUUAUUACUGUAACUUUGGUUUGGUGUUAAAUUAGCUCUCCCUAUAUUCGGCUUAGUGGCAUUUUUAACCAGGAGAGGAACUUUAGUGUUAGCAUUAGCCGAAACGGCUCUGAGGAAGGAGGAAGAUCUGAACUCUUAUCAGGUUUCAGGAUGUACAGGAGACAGAGGAGUUCCCACCUGGGCUUGCUGAUGCUGGCCUCCCAGUUAUUCCAGAUCGGUCUGGACAACAUUCCCCCCGUCACUCUCGCAAUCCUGGGUCUUAACGUAUACCUUUUCCUCUUCCCAGCAGCUCCUCUCUUAAAGACUUGUGUGAGCGUCCAGCAGGCGUACUGGUUCAGCGACUGGCGCCGGCUGCUUCUGUCCCCGUUCCACCAUGUGGAUGACUGGCAUCUGUAUUUCAACAUGGCAUCCUUUCUAUGGAAGGGGACCAAGCUGGAGCGUCGGUUAGGUGGAGCCUGGUUCCUCUAUGUGCUCUCAGUCUUUUCUUUGCUCACCGGAUUGGUCUACCUGCUGCUGGAGGCAUUGCUAACAGAACUGACUGAUGACCAGUCGUACAGCAUGGCCUGUGCUGUUGGCUUCUCAGGUGUCUUGUUUGCACUCAAGGUGCUCAAUAACCAUUACCACCCAGGAGGUGCGACUUAUCUGAUGGGUCUGCCAGUGUCUAACCGCUAUGCUAGCUGGGUGGAGCUUGUACUUAUCCAUAUAACUUCCCCUGGGACGUCGUUUGUUGGUCACCUAGCAGGAAUCCUGGUUGGUCUGCUCUACACCUCUGGACCACUGAAGACCAUCAUGAAGAGAUGUGCAGAUUUAGUCACGUCUAACGGAUAUAACUCUCAUCGCAGUGCGUACUACAGCUCUGCCGGCACUUCAGGUUAUGGCGGCAGUAAUGAGCAAUACUCUGGGAACUCUUAUUACCCACCGCAUCCAAACACAGAUCAUACAGCAUCAUAUACAGGGGGGCUGACAGAAGAGCAGCAGAUAGAAGCAGCGAUUAGAAACAGUCUGAAUGACAGAGGACAAACCGGCGUGAGAGAAGGUCCUCCUCCUUAUGGGUUUAACGUCUCUCAGGGGACCAGUGCUGAGGAGAUCAGGUGGAGGAGACUGAGGAGGUUUGACCGCUGAACUUUCAGGUGGCAGCAGAGAAGAAGGUGGUUUUGGUGGCUGACUAGCGAAAGCAAGAAGGUACUAAGGAAGAUGGGCCUGAUUAGAGCAAUAUCGCGUCAGCUUCUCACCAUUAAGAGAUGUUUUUGACUCUGAGAAUUAAUGAGUCAAUACCAGCCAGAGGGAAAACUGUUGAUGAGGAGAUGCUGUUAAUAUAUGCGCAGUGAAAUAUCCAGGAGAUGUACAGCUUCUUAGCUUUGACUUCAGGAGAGAGUUUGGAAGAAUUUCUGAAACGGGAAAAUGCUGAUGAUCCAAUUUGCUUUUUAUAUUCCUUGUUUGUUUCUUUUAUAUUCCUAUUGUGAACCUUUUCUUCAGAUACAUCAAACAUUUUUCAGCUUUAUAUCAGUUUAUGUUCAUCAGCUUAGAGAUGUUACAGUUUGUUGAAUACUAAAGGAAGCACUGAGAGGCUGCCAAUGAGUUCUGAGGAUUGUUGAUUGAAGAAGUCAGUAAUUCCUAAGUUUACAUGAGUAUUUGACAAGCUUUUACUCUUUUUAUAAGUCUUUAAAAAUACAUUAUGUUCCAACUGAGGCAACUGAGUGUUUGAUUGGAAAUCCUAACAAACCUUUAUCUUCUAAGGACAGCGGAUUGAGCUUAACUCACAGGCUCCUGGAGAAGCUGUCAGACUCUGAAGCUGCAGCUCUCUUCUUGCUGUUCAUGAAGUCUUGAAUUAAAUGUGUUUAGUUAUCUAAAUAUUUGGAUGUUCUGCCUAAUUUUGUAUCACUUGUAAAAAAAAAUGUUAAAGGCCUUUAAAUAAAU